AUGAAGCUCGCCAUGACUCUUGCCCUGGUCACCCUGGCUCUCUGCUGUAGUCUUGCUUCCGCAGAGGUCUGCCAGAGCUUUCUAAACGUCACGGAAACCCUCUUCACGGGCACGCUUUCCAGUUACGAGGCCGCCGUUGAACCUUUCUUGCCAGACGCGGGCAUGAAAGACGCGGGGAUCCAGCUGAAGAGGCUGGUGGACACGCUUCCUCAGAAGGCCGAGGAGAGCAUCUUAAAGCUCACGGACAAAAUCGUAAGAAGCCCACUGUGUGCUUAG
This is a messenger RNA of Prionailurus viverrinus (fishing cat), 276 nucleotides long. RefSeq names its product secretoglobin family 1A member 1 (gene SCGB1A1). Lineage: Eukaryota; Metazoa; Chordata; Mammalia; Carnivora; Felidae. The transcript is spliced from 3 exons. Gene Ontology annotation, biological process: signal transduction. The record is from RefSeq and is a predicted model, not a curated record. Bases 1 to 276 code for a protein of 91 amino acids. Gene Ontology annotation, cellular component: cytoplasm.